UUUUGAGGCGCGCGGAGAGAGGAGGAGGUCCGGACGGGAGAGGGAAGAAAGAGAGAGAGAGGCGCGUGCGUUCGUGGUCGGUGCCGGUGCGCGUGGCUUGGUGGUGGCCGUGCCGUCCGUCCGUCCGUCCAUCCCGCUCUCUCCUCUUCCGGCGCCGGCGACAGCGGGAGGGACUCCCCGGUGAGGAAUGGCUGGGAUGAGGGCUCCGCUCGGCGUGGUGGCGGUGGCCGCCCUCGUCGUCGCCAUCUUCAUGCCCGCCGCCGCCGCGGCGCAGGCACCGGCGCCCGCGCCCACCAGUGACGGCACAUCAAUCGACCUGGGGAUCGCGUACAUCCUUAUGCUGGUGGCCCUGGUGCUCACCUACCUGAUCCACCCGCUGGACGCGUCCUCUCCCUACAAGCUCUUCUAAUCCCUGCUCCUUUUUUCGUUUGGUCAUGCGGUUUAUGGGUGCGAUAGAAGUUUUAGCUGCACAAGAUGUUUAGGUGAGGUUGGGAGGUUUAGAAUGAUGAUUGCAAUCAUCUGAUCUUGGUAUGUACCGAAGGCUCGAAGCCGUUGGUGUUCUGAUUGGUCUGUAUCGGAUUCCAUGAUCUUUGUGCUCAGUCUGUCUCUCAGUUGUGCUUGCUGAUUUGCUGGAUUUUCGGCUGGUGAUUGAGAGAUGGUAGGAGUAUAUGUGCUCGGCUGUGAUUGCCGUUGCAAGUUGCAGCAGCAGGCAUGUGAAGAGGGGGUAGGUGUGCCUGGCACAGCUGACACGAUGGUGGUUUCAUUGUGGUCCUA
Sorghum bicolor (sorghum) is the source of this 774-nucleotide messenger RNA. RefSeq names its product arabinogalactan peptide 22. The transcript has 2 exons. Lineage: Eukaryota; Viridiplantae; Streptophyta; Magnoliopsida; Poales; Poaceae. Bases 188 to 409 code for a protein of 73 amino acids. The record is from RefSeq and is a predicted model, not a curated record.